AUGACGUCAAGUGUUGAAGGCUUUGGAAUUGGAGCAGUGCGCACAUUGACAUUUAAACCGGGAGAAUUCACAGUCUCGGAGAGACUGGAAAGCGUCGACCCCCUCACACAUACGAUUUCCUACGCUCUUGUACGAAACCCCGACCACCAUAGGGCUAGGAAUCCUAGGGGGAGGAUUGUUUUGGACAGCCUUGCGGCUACGAAAACAAGAUGCACAUGGUCCUCCGAGGCGGAAUGGGUUAGCGAGGACUUCAAGGCUGACUUUGCCAAAUUUAUUCACAGCAUGUACAGUGAGGCUAUUGAUUCCAUUGGCAGACUGCUAGCUACUUGA
This is a messenger RNA of Metarhizium brunneum ARSEF 3297, 330 nucleotides long. The record is from RefSeq and is a predicted model, not a curated record. Lineage: Eukaryota; Fungi; Ascomycota; Sordariomycetes; Hypocreales; Clavicipitaceae.